AUCUCGAGUUUCUAUUGGUGGUCGCUUCCCGUCAGGAAGCUUCGGUGACAUCACCCGCUUUCGCGUCGGUGCUGGCGGAUCACCCUCCGCUCCUCCUUCCCAAACUCUAGGGUUUCGUCGAUCAAAAUUAUCGCUCGAUUCUUUUGCAAGAGCAGUAUCUCACAGCGAAAUCAGCAAAGAGUUAUUUUAAGAAGAAGCUGGGGAUCCUGGUUUCCUGACUGAAACUCCUGAGUUCAGAUGGGAGCCUGCUUGGGAAAGGGUCGGGACCAAGGUGACUCUGACGACAUAGAUUUCAAAGCUGGAAAUGUGCAUGUAAUUACUAGCAAAGAGAACUGGGAUGAGAAGAUUGCGGAUGCAAACAAGGAUGGCAAACUAGUUGUGGCAAAUUUCAGUGCAUCUUGGUGUGGUCCAUGCAGAAUGAUGACACCUGUUUAUGCGGAACUGUCUGAGAAUUAUCCUUCUCUCGUGUUCCUGACAAUUGAUGUGGAUGAGUUGAUGGAUUUCAGUUCAUCAUGGGAUAUUCGUGCGACUCCAACGUUCUUCUUCUUGAAAGAUGGGCAGCAGCUGGAUAAGCUUGUUGGGGCCAACAGACCUGAACUUGAGAAAAAGUUAAAAAUGCUUGCUGAAUCCUCAUCUUAGUGCUCCAAGUGAAUCCAUCUGGCUAUUGAGAUGAUGAGAAAAAAGUCCCUGGCAUUUGUGUCCAUUGAUCCUAUUAUUUGGUCGAUAAGAUUUCCUUGUGUAUUUUUUCCUGUCUCUCGUACUCGGCUUCUCUAUUGGACUUGCUGUUCCCAGACCCGAUUGUACAGCCUGUUUUCUGUUGAUUUUGGUUCUUAAAGAACGUGUGGUGAAGUUUUACAAGUCCAAGUAUUUUCUCCCAAGAUGAAUGUGAACUGAAAGCAUAAAGAAGUCAUAUGUGCAUCUCACAACCAGGGACCUUAAACUGGCUUAAACCUCUGAUGUCAUGUACUUGAUUGGUGGUUAUCACUUUUCAAUGGCGGGGAAGGAAUGAAUUUGCUGUGUACAAUUA
Molecule: messenger RNA, 1027 nt
Organism: Elaeis guineensis (African oil palm)
Lineage: Eukaryota; Viridiplantae; Streptophyta; Magnoliopsida; Arecales; Arecaceae
Product: thioredoxin H4-1
Source: RefSeq, a predicted model, not a curated record